Messenger RNA from Aspergillus vadensis CBS 113365, 781 nucleotides. RefSeq lists its product as uncharacterized. Bases 162 to 626 code for a protein of 154 amino acids. The transcript has a single exon. NCBI's taxonomy places the organism in Eukaryota, Fungi, Ascomycota, Eurotiomycetes, Eurotiales, Aspergillaceae. The record is from RefSeq and is a predicted model, not a curated record.
CUAUUAUCCAAAACAACUAAUGUAUCUACUACUUAAUCUACUUAGUACCUAUAACCCAGAAAUAUAUUCUAUUCCCAUCCAACCCAACAAAGUAAGCAAGCAACUAAAUAGCAAGGGUCCUCCCUCCCCGGCGCUUGGAUGCAGCAACACUCACCACCAUCAUGCACGACCACCUCCACCUCCACCAGCGCAGCGCAGCACAGAACUCGUCACGAAACGCACUGCAGGUGCAGGAAUCAAAGAGAAAAAAAAAAGUGGAGAAAAGUUGGUCGCAGCUCACCCAGACAUCCCAUCUACUGGCUGACUAUAUGCAGAGUAUGCUGCAAGCUGCACCCGCACAGCCCUGUCGGAUGCAGCUAGCUGGGCAGGCGAUACGCCGAGCAAGCAAGCACACACCCACACACACCCACACCCACACGAGCAGUCACACACACUGGAGAAAAGGGGAUCAGCAAGGUGUGUCCGUGUGUCGGUGCUUUUGCAGAGACGAAUUGAAGACAGGGGGUGGGGUUGGUUGGUUGGUUAGCUGUUUCUUGCUUUCUUGCUUUCUUGCUCUGCUCGACUCGACUCGACUCGACUCGGCUCUAGAACACGAGGGCGGACUGGGCUACUGUAGUAGUAAGUAGUUUCCACUACUACUAAUUCUGCAACAAGUACGGUUGGGGAGUAAUUGCUACGCUUAUUGGUGGUCUGCUUAUGUCCAUGGUAAUGAUAUUGCAGCUUUAUAUACCCGGGAAAUAAAUAGAAAAGCAUGAGGUAUGAUUCGUUCGAACGCUGAUAA